This is a messenger RNA of Aspergillus clavatus NRRL 1, 921 nucleotides long. RefSeq lists its product as uncharacterized. Lineage: Eukaryota; Fungi; Ascomycota; Eurotiomycetes; Eurotiales; Aspergillaceae. The record is from RefSeq and is a predicted model, not a curated record. The transcript is spliced from 4 exons. The coding region runs from base 1 to 921 and encodes 306 amino acids.
AUGCCAAAUGCGCGUCCACUUCUUCGCGGGGAGAUCACAUACUCAAGUGCCAAAACAGAAGAGGUGAACGUUCUCCACCGAUUGCGGUACCAUGAUCAAAGAGAUGAAUUCUUUGCACACAUUCUCGAGAAACGUUACUGGGUCGAAGCGAUAGUUGCUCAUCACCUGAACCUGGUCAUGGCGAUGUUCAAGCGCCUGGUUGCGGAGAGGCUCUCUGAAUUUGGAGUCAAUAAAUCACCAAAUGCACCCGCGCUGCUUUUCAAAGUCUGCAGCUCGCAUGCAUUCUACCCCUUUCCAGCAUCAGACAGCGGCUCAGAACAGGCCGGGAUCAAUGAGGAUGGUUUUGUGCGCGCAGGCCCACAUGGUGGUUGGUAUAUUGACAUCCGCGGUAAAGACGCCAGUGACUUCCGCAGACGGUUGUUCCGGAGCCUUGCUCUUCCUGCCAGCUCUGGCACCAGCACCAGCUAUGACACAAAAAUAAUGGUCCCUCGGUUCAUAUGGCUUGAAUCCAAAAAAGAAGAAACUGAUUCUGGGCCUAAACCUGACCAGCAGGUCGUUAUUACAGAGGAUGAGAGCGAGCUAUCAAUUGACAUUAUAGACGUCCUUUCAGAGUGUCCCCCCGAAGCUGAUACGCUGAGCGCAAAUCCGUUUCGCGAAAGCUACCGUAUCGUCCUACCAUCACUGCCAAAAUGGACUGGUGACUUAUCUAUGCUUUUCAUCCCUAGGAUAGAACUUGUGGCUUUGUUAAAGCUGGUCCACCAAGUACAGGGGGAAAACUCAGUAGAUUCAGCAGCGGCGAUCAGAGGGCUAGGUAAUGAGGAGAAAAUCAGCUGGAAGAGGUUCGACUCUGCAAUGUCGGAACAAUCCGAAUGUAUUGCAGAUGGUCUUUCGAAGAUCUUUAGCGCCUUCUCAACCGCCUAA